CAGAGCGUUUUUUAACUUCAGAUCGCGACGACUGAGACACUUUGGUCCCCGCGCCGCAAAUUCAUUUUUUUUUCUUAAUUAAUAUUCGAGAAUUCACGUCGAGGUUUUUUAUUAAAUACGCGUAUAAGUUUAAAUCAUUGCGACAAUACUUUGUACAAUUUUUUUGUUUACUGCUUGAUAAGGAUUUGAGAGUAACGCAGAAUAAUUCAGUGAACUAGAAAACCCGAAACUUCGGCAUUGAAAUCUUUUUUUUUCUACUUCAUAAUAAAAGAAAAAGAGAAACGUGAAAAGAUAUUUUUUCUCUUGCAUUUCAUUGAAUUUGUGUAAAUUUAAUUAAAUUGGAAAUAUGUAAAAAGCAAAUUGAGCAGAACUCAAACCACCUGUUAAUGGUUUCAUGCAAAGAGUGAAAUUACUGAUGCUUAAUGACGUCAAUGACGUCCCGUGAUGAUUGUGUUGAUGAAAAAAAAAUAAUUAAUAGUGAAAUUAUCUUACUACCGUCGUGACAUUUAUGUUAGCUUCUUUGAACUCAACAAUCAACUCGAUUGAAGUGAAGUUGACUUAUUUCUGCGGUCAUCGCUUCGACUUUACUUAAAACGGCAAUAAUAGUGAAGUGAAUUGCCAACUCUCUUAAGUGCUGCCGCUGAUCAAUCAGACGAGUAGUCAAGACAAAAAAAGAAAAGGAAAAGAGCUUAAACUCUGCCCGACGGCCUUACUUGGUCAAUGUUGAACAGAUACAAAAGUCAUAAAGGCACAAGAAAUGUGUAAAUGUUGACGAUAAUAAAAAAAAAUAAAAGUGAUUUUAAUUUGCGGUUGCCACAUAGAUAAUUGAAAUUAAAAAACAUUACACGAAACGUCACGAGUGACUCGACGAUCCCGCCUGAAUAUCUCUCCUGACAAAUUGAUCUUUCUGUUUUCAUUUGCUGUCGUUUUGUAUGAUAUUUGAUCGGCAUGAGAAAUUAGCAAAUUGUUGCGAAGAAAGAAAAAGAAAACGAAAAAAGCUUAGAAAGCAUUUUUUUAUAUGAGAUUCAGAGCAAACCGCUUUGAUCGUGUCGUGUCAGUGACCGUCGUCAGCAAAAAAAUAUAAAAAAGAAAAACAUUUAAAAUAUCUGCUUGCGAAUUCUGAAAACCGUUAACUGUGUCAUUUUAAUUAUUUCUCGUGGUUCAAUGAGAGCUGUUCGAUAAUUUAAAGAUCAUCCCUAAAGCAAGUAAAAUAUUUACGAAAAUAGAAAGAAUUUUGUUGAUUCUUUUGCUUAAGUUAUUGAGUACUGAUAACGCCAAAGCCAACAUAACAGAAAUUUGCUUUGGUGAGAGAAAUGUUCAUGCCCGCUCCAACGAUCAGUACUGUUACGACCACCACCCGGAGCAUACCAACUCUAACGAUUUACGAGGAUUUUGAUAAAAUCAUCGCCAAGGAAGUUUGUUUCACUGAUACAGGUGAAAAGAAAAUUGUAAAACUUCUGCAUUUCCCUAACAUAACGCCAACUGAACAAAGACGCUUACUAAUGUCUGCAUCAGACUCUGGAUCCGGUUCAGCUGAUGAGCGGGAAAAAGUUUCUAGUUCCAUUGAUAUGGCGGCACACAAACCGCCGAGAAAGAAGUCAUCGACGAAGCGAUCACUUGAUAUGCAACGCAAAAUAUCGCUGAGUAAAUUGAGAGAUGAAAAGAAAGAAAAAGAUUCGAACAACCACUCAACUAGUAGUCAAUCAGCUGAUUCUACAACUCCUUCAUCAUCACCGUCCAUCAAUUGUCAUUCAGCGCCACUUAAGAUGAGAAAUCAUCGCUCGAACGGAGCUCGCAACGGAAGAAUCUCAGACGGUUAUGAUCAAUAUCUGAAGCAAUAUCUGCUUCAAGUUCCGAUGCCAAAAGAUUAUGGUGAACCAUCAAGCGAUGAUUUAUCCAGUGAGUGGGAUUCUGAUGGCAUUCCCGAUACAAAACAUAAUGAACCGAAUAAAGAAUCUAAGUCAGUCAUUGGAUGGAGAAAGUUAAGAAAUAUCGUUCAAUGGACGCCUUUCUUUCAAACAUCAAAAAACAAACAGAAAUACCCUUGGGUUCAGUUAGCUGGUCAUCAAGGCAACUUUAAAGCUGGAACAGAAGGAACAGUUCUUAAGAAAAUGACACCAAAGGAAGAAAUUUGCUUUCAAAAGCUCAUGGAGGAUGUUUUACGACCAUAUGUUCCUGAGUUCAGAGGUGUUGUAAACGGUGACGACGAAGAUGAAUCUCAAUAUAUUCAACUACAAGACCUUUUAAGUGACUUUAACAAGCCUUGUUGCGUAAUGGAUUGUAAAAUUGGCGUACGAACUUAUCUCGAAGAAGAACUUCUUAAGGCCAAAGAGAAACAAAAGCUUAGAAAGGAUAUGUAUGAAAAAAUGAUUCAAAUCGAUCCAAACGCUCCAACAGAAGAAGAACAUAAGGCCAAAGGUGUGACGAAGCCACGCUAUAUGGUAUGGCGUGAGACAAUCUCAAGCACAGCAAAUCUCGGUUUUCGAAUCGAGGGUAUUAAAAAAGACGAUUUAAAGUCGAAAGAUUUUAAGACAAUUAAAUCACGAGAUGAAGUGAAAGAAAUGUUUAAAGAAUUUUGUAAUGGUUAUCCUCAUGCAUUACCUAAAUACAUUCAACGCCUGAAAGCAAUUCGUGCCACUUUAGAGCAUUCAGAAUUUUUCAAAUCACAUGAAAUAAUCGGAAGUUCUUUGUUAUUCCUCCAUGACCGGAAGCAUGCCAGCUGCUGGCUGAUUGACUUUGCAAAGACUGGAACACUUCCUGAAAAUAAAAAGAUUACUCAUAGUAAAUGUUGGGAGGUUGGAAAUCACGAAGACGGAUAUUUAAUUGGACUUAACAAUAUUAUUGAAAUUUUUGGUGCAGUGAAAGAUGAACUGGAAAAAGAAAACUUUGAAAGUAAUUCAGACUCAAGUGAAUGAAAUCAUCGAUGAUGACAAGAUCUGUUGUGGGUUGAUCUUAAUGUUUUCACUUUUUACAACAAAGUGAGAAGGAAAUUUACACAGUUUUUAUAUCUUAAUUGCGCAAUUCAACGCCGCCAUUCUCUCAACUUUAUUUGCAAUUAAAAAAAAUUAUCUUAAGGUUGUUAAUUGUUAUUCUGUAGAUAAGAAAAAAAAAAGAAAUUUAAGAAGACAAAACAAAUUCUUCCACUCUCAAAGAUAAAACUACAAUGUCAAAU
This is a messenger RNA of Clunio marinus, 3172 nucleotides long. NCBI's taxonomy places the organism in Eukaryota, Metazoa, Arthropoda, Insecta, Diptera, Chironomidae. The record is from the annotation of a GenBank genome assembly.